Messenger RNA from Ictalurus furcatus (blue catfish), 5290 nucleotides. RefSeq names its product inverted formin 2 (gene inf2). Lineage: Eukaryota; Metazoa; Chordata; Actinopteri; Siluriformes; Ictaluridae. The record is from RefSeq and is a predicted model, not a curated record. Gene Ontology annotation, molecular function: small GTPase binding; actin binding. Gene Ontology annotation, biological process: actin cytoskeleton organization. The transcript has 23 exons. Bases 290 to 4108 code for a protein of 1272 amino acids.
CCAAGAUAUAAACACAGAGAGAGAGAGAGAGAGAGAGAGAGAGAGCACAGCAGUCGUCGGGACGUGAUUCCUGAUGAGCCGGCAGUUCCAGUGAGGGUGGAGUGUGUGUGUGUGUGUGUGUGUGUGUGUGUGUGUGUGACUAUGGUAUGAAUCAUGGGCUCACAUCUCCGCUCCAUCACAGUAGAGAUAUAGCAGCAUAAGGAGCUCGCCUGGCUGUAAUGUGGAUGUAGGAGGAAACACGUUCAUGAACCAGAGUUCUUCCUUCAUCAUCAUCUGAAUCAUCUUCAUCAUGUCAGUGAAGUCCGAAAGAGUGCAGAAGAAAUGGGCAGUAUUGAAAAGUCACCUGGGCUCAUCUCAGGACUCAGACUCAAGCACGCAGGAGGCCAACCUAGAGAAUGCUGAACCCGAGCUGUGCAUCCGCCUGCUGCAGGUGCCCACCGUGGUCAACUACUCUGGCCUGAAAAAGCGGCUGGAGGGCAGUGAUCAGGCAUGGAUGGUGCAGUUUCUCGAACUGUCAGGCCUCGACCUGCUGUUGGAGGCCCUGGACCGUCUCUCAGGUCGCGGCUGCUCGCGCAUCACCGACGCACUGCUCCAGCUCACCUGUGUCAGCUGUGUCAAAGCUGUAAUGAACUCAUCCAUAGGGAUCCAUUUCAUCAUGGAAAAUGAGGGUUAUGUGCGUAAGCUCUCACAAGCUCUGGAUACAUCCAAUAUCAUGGUGAAGAAGCAAGUGUUUGAGCUGCUGGCUGCCCUCAGCAUGUUUGAUUCAGAAGGAUACAGAUUGGCACUGGACUCUCUGGACCAUUAUAAGGCUAUAAAGAUGCAGCAGUACCGCUUCAGUGUGAUCAUGAAUGAACUGCAGAACACAGAUAAUGUGCACUACAUGGUGACGCUGCUGAGCUUCAUCAACGCGCUCAUCUUCAGCACAGAAGACCUGCGCCAAAGGGACAAGAUGCGCAAAGAAUUCAUCGGUUUACAGCUGCUUGACCUCCUGCCGAAGCUGCGAGAGGAGGAGGAUGAAGACUUGAUCAUCCAGUGUGAGGCAUUUGAGGAAGCCAUGGCUGAGGACGAGGAGGAACUGUUGAGGCUUUAUGGAGGCAUUGAUAUGAGCAAUCACCAGGAAGUCUUCAUCACUCUGUUUAACAAAGUGAGUAGCUCCCCUGCAUCUUUGCAGCUGCUGUCCAUCUUACAGACUCUGAUGUUGUUAGGACCAGAGCGAGCAGACAUCUGGCAGGCCCUGGAGGCUCUUACUAACCGUGCCGUCCUCCUGGCCCAGAACUCUCAAAUGGACUCCUGCGAGACGAUCAUGCAGCGGCUUAUUUUUUCCAAAGAAUCCUCCACUGGUGCUCAUCAUGUAGAUGCUCCACCUACAAAGAAAGCAGAUAAAGCAAUUCAGACCGAGUUGAAUGAUUGGGAGAAAGAAUCUUUAAGAAAUAUACCCAUGACCAACCAAGCACCGCCCUUCAGUUUCACAAAGAAGCCCUGCACCACCGAGCCUCCUCCUCCACCGCCUCCUCCUCCACCUCCAUUACCCAGUUUGGCUGCACCACCUCCUCCUCCUCCUCCUCCACCACCACCUGUACCGGGCAUGGGUGGUGUUCCACCUCCACCACCACCUUUACCAGGCAUGGGUGGUGUUCCACCUCCACCACCAUUAUUACCGGGCAUGGGUGGUGUUCCGCCACCACCUCCACCACCUUUACCAGGCAUGGGUGCUCCUCCUCCUCCUCCACCUUUACCUGGCAUGGGAAUGCCACCACCACCUCCACCCUUCCCUGGAGGUCCUCCAGUACCACCUCCACUCCCUGGCAUGCCAUGCCCACCUUUCCCACCUCCUAUGGGAGGAGAUAUAAUAGUAGCCCAGACUUUUCAGUCACUGGGGAGAUCUUACAGCAUGCCAGUGAAGACAGGUCCAUAUCCCACGCUUAGAAUGAAGAAGCUCAACUGGCAGAAGCUAAACUCCAAAGCAGUCACUGAUGGUUGCAAUAUUUGGGCCUCAGAACAAACCGAUUCCCCUCUGGUACCUGACUAUACCAGCAUCGAGCAACUCUUCAGUCUCCCAGUGGCUGAGCCCAAAGAGAAAGGCCCAGUUGCUCCUGCUAAGAAAGAACCCAAAGAAAUUUCCUUUAUUGAUGCCAAGAAGAAUCUGAAUCUGAAUAUAUUUCUCAAGCAGUUCAAAUGCUCUAAUGAGGAGUUUGUGGACAUGAUUCAGAAAGGGGAUCGUUCCAAGUUUGAUGUCGAGGUGUUAAAACAGCUACUGAAGCUCCUUCCAGAGAAACACGAGAUCGACAACCUGAACUCUUUCCAAGGAGAACGAGACAAGCUUGCCAACGUCGACAAGUUUUACCUAUCGCUCCUCGCUGUUCCCUGCUAUCAACUGAGGAUUGAUUGCAUGCUGUUGUGUGAGGAGACUGCGUCUGUAUUGGAGAUUCUGAAACCCAAAGCACAGCUGGUGGAGGAGGCUUGUGAGAGUCUCAGAGCUAGCACACUGCUGCCCAGUUUCUGCAGGUUAAUCCUUCGAGUAGGAAACUUCCUCAACUAUGGAAGUCAUACAGGAAAUGCUGAAGGAUUCAAGAUUAGCUCCUUGCUGAAGCUGACAGAAACCAAAGCCAACAAGGGCCGUAUCACUCUGUUGCACCACAUCCUCGAGGAAGCCGAGUUGAAUGACCCUGAGCUUCUGAACCUCCCUGACGACAUUGAAAGCUGUGAAAAGGCAGCAGGAAUAAACCUAGAUUGCAUUCAGGCUGAGGCAAGUGCACUGUCCAAGCGUUUAAGGGACACCGAGAAAAAAGUCUCGUCAUCAGUUCAAGAUGUUCAAGAUCAGUUUUUAAGUAUUAUCAAGGAGAACCUUCGGGCAUGUAAAGGUUUGGAGGACUGCUUUGCGGACAUUGAGAAGAAGAAAGGAGAUCUGGCUCAGUACCUGUGUGAAGAUGCUGCUCAGCUGUCACUAGAGGAGCUCUUUAGCACCAUUAAGAUCUUCCGUGGGCUUUUCCUCAAAGCAUUAAAGGAGAACAAGAUCCGUAAGGAGCAAGCUGCCAAGGCAGAGAAGAGGAAAAAGCAGCUGGCAGAGGAGGAGUCCAAGCGACAGAAAGGAGAGAACGGCAAGAUCAUUAGAAGAGGAGGUGUGCCUCAGGAGGAUGGCUGCAUCAUUGACAACCUGCUAGCUGACAUCAGAAAAGGUUUCCAGCUUAGAAAGACCAGGCCCAGGUGCGAAACGGAAAGUGCCCCCUCUAGUGAAAUGCAUAGGGACACCGCACAAAGUGUCAAAUGUGCAGAAAGAGAAGUCACAUCAGGUGUACCUCAAGACCCCCCUCCUCCUCAGCCAAAGGAAACAAAUCUCGAAGGUCCAGUCAGCGCUUCCUCCACCAACCCCAGAGGAGAAAGAGCAGCCACAGCAACUGGUAAUGAAGUUCCACUCACACAUCAAGAGACCCAAUCAGGCCUCUCCACCGAACACACACUGUCUAACCAUACAGCUACACCGCUCAAGCCUUCCGCAGAGCUUCCUCCAGUUCAGGAUUGCUUAAAAGAUAACAUAGAAACUCCUCUUCCAACUGAAAUCCUUAGUGAGAAAAACUCUUCCACAGAGACUCCACUGACAGAAAAGACCUCUGUGGACACACGAUUCUCUACAGUGCCUCCAUCUACUGUGAACCCAUCUGCAGCAACAGAUGGCACACAACAAAACUGUAACUCUAAUAAUAGCCAAGUCAAAGACGACCAAGCUUUUACUGAUGCCACACUCAAAAACGUGACCAAUAUCAACUCUGGUGCUCAUACUGACUCGCAUGUGGAAGUACACAGCAUGGUCAGCGAUGAAAUGGUGCCAGAAAGCCAAGACCAGAAUGCAAAGAAACGCUCAAGCACAACUCAGGUAGACUCUAGCCGCGCCACAGAGUCAUCUCUUGCUGGUAACAGUAAUACAGAGAUGCCGGGUGAGCCUGAUGCACCUGACGGAGCAGGUGCUGUGGAUGGCUCUGCCCCCUCGGAUCCUCCCGCCUCUCAGCCGAAAUCACAUAAGCUCAUCCAAGGAAGGAAAAAAAGCAAUAAAGAAGCUGAGGGUAACAGCGAAGGAGACAGUAAGCGUAAAAAGACCUGUGUGUUGCAAUAAGGGAGAACCAGGAAAGGGAAACCGCGAGGGAAGAGAUGAAGCUUUAAUUGUAUAGCUGUAUCCAUGAUCAACUUUUAAAGCUCCCUUUAACUGCUCUCACACUCGACACUCAGAAACCAAGGGCUGAGCACUCGGAACAGAAUCAAAACUUUCGUGUGGACCACGUGCUGAUGUUUUAAGGAAGAAAAAGCAUUAUUUUUGGAAAAAGCUUAGUUUUGCCCUUUAGAAUGUGGCCAAAUAUUUCAUUAGUUUGUGCACUAUAUUAUGAUAAGCCAAAUCUUUGUUUACAUAUAGAUAUAUAUCUGGGAGCAAUGGACAAAAAAAAAAAAAAAAAAGAAAUCAAAAUUGUGUGUAUAUUGGAAUUAUAUGAGUUUACCAGUAAUAGUUUAAGAUGGCCCAGUGUUACAGAUUUGAAUCAGAAAAAUGCUGUAAGAUUUUAGGUUGAUGGAAUUUCAUAUGUUGCUGGUAAAUAUUGCAAGUCAAAUAACCCUUUCAAGAUCUAAUUAUCAGAGUGAAUGUAUAGUAUCUGUUAAAGAGAACAAAGUAUUCUAUCAUGUGGUUUGUUAUAGCAAUAUAAGCAUCUCUGAGAGCCCAAAAUAAGUGUCAUUAAUGUGGGCUUUGGAGUAAAUGAGGUUGGCAGCUUCACCUUAUAUCCCUUUUAAUCUUGUGCAAACCUGUCUGGAAAACUGGUCCCUAUAUUAUAUUUGGCUGUCUUAGUAAUAAUGUAAAUGUUAUAUUUAUAACUGACUACUUAGUGUAGUGUAUGAUGUAACGUAAGAAAAAAAAAUAUUUAGUUAAUUUCUAUCUGUUGCACAGUGGUUGUUGAAAUAAAUACAGCAGUUGAUGUAUGCUGUGGUUGGUGUAAUUUACAUAAACUCUUCUGGAUGGACUCUUAAUAUAACCAACUAACAGUCAACAUAGGACAACAUAAGCUCUAGUACUGGUUUUGUUUUUGCAUAUUUCUGAAUAAUGCCAAAAGACAAUGGCUCAACAUUUUACAGUGUGCUUUUAAUGGAUUUAUUAAAAGCACACUGCCAAAGCACAACAGGAAUUCAACACUCAAUGCUUCUACUGAGGAAGAAAUAACUGUUAAUUAAAUUUUAGAUUAUUCUCUGAGGUGUGAUUAGUUGUGUAUUGUCUUUCACAUUACUAUACUUUCAAUAAAUACAUUUUCUUAACAAA